CGUCCAUACUUGUGCACGAUUGUCAUGUUGGCCUGACGUUGUGAGGACAUGUGGUCCUCGCAAGGAUAGCAAGACAAACAUACACACACGCGCGCGCACAGUCAAACAGCUCAGCGCGCGCGCGAGGCUUUUAAACUCGGCUUUUCGCGAGUCUGAAGUGCGUUUAGUGUGAUUUUAAUGAAGAAAGGUAGAGCUGUACGGUGAGAGAGAGAGAGAGAGGGAGAGGGAGAUACAGAGAGAGAGAGAGAGAGUGAGAGAGAGAGAAAGCUCAGCUUUGUGGACGGCGCGCGGAGGCUGCGAGGUGCUAAAACUGAGGUGAAGUGUUUCUCACACUGAGCGCCGCUCGGUUUAACGGAGAGAGGCUAUUCCGGAGAUUACGGACUCUAAUGGAGUGACAAAGUGACACAGAGAAGGAGAGAAAACCCGGAGAGAAGAGGAGAGAAGAACCGCAGGAGAAAAGAGAAGAAAAGCAGAGGGGAAAAGAAGAGCUAAACAGAAAAGGAGAGCUGAGGAGAAGAAGAGAAGCUGAGGGGGAAAGGAGAGCUGAGGAAGAGAAGAAGAAGAAAAGAAGUAAAGAACAGAGGUGAAGAGGACAGAAGAAAGGAGAAGCGUUCUGGAGAAAAGCUGAAAAGUCACCUGCGUGUCCUGGACAGAUCGAGGACCUCUUCUGCCCCCCUCAGAGCGCAUUAGUGAGAGUGUGUGUGAGCUGUAGCCCCAUCUGAACCGGCCCGAUGAUCCGGCCCGGCUGCAGUCCCCCCGUGCUCUGAGCUUCAGAUGGACUGUGUGCGCUCAGCCCUGAGCACUAAAAUGCAUUGGGUCACUCUGCUGCUGGCCGGCGUCACUUUCUGGGGCAGAGUGUCCGUGAACAGCUGCUUAGACUACGAAGACACGUACGACUAUUAUGAAGAGGAGAAAACGGACUCUAUAGACUACAAAGAUCCCUGCAAGGCUGCGGUCUUUUGGGGAGAUAUUGCCUUGGACGAGGAGGAUCUGAAGAUGUUUCAGGUCGACAGGACGAUAGACCUCGCGCAACAAACACACAUGAGGCAAGGACACACGUCAGGUGGAUUAGGAGAGCAUGACGCCACUAGAAAGCGAAGCUCAUUAUACCUCCUGCUAGACAGAAUACAGCGAUUGGGGCUUGAUUCGUGGUCUAAGAACUCCAGUAAGGAGGAGAGUUUGCAGGCUGGCCCACGGAGUGGGGGCACUGGGGUUAGAGGGAGAGGGGCUAGAGGGAGUAAAUCUCGAGUCCCACGGGCUGCUACUUCCAGAGCAGAACGAAUCUGGCCUGGGGGAGUCAUCCCCUACGUUAUAGGAGGCAACUUCACUGGCAGUCAGAGGGCGAUGUUUAAGCAGGCUAUGAGACACUGGGAGAAACAGACAUGUGUGACCUUCAUCGAGAAAACUGAUGAAGAGAGCUACAUCGUCUUCACCUACCGACCCUGCGGGUGCUGUUCCUAUGUGGGUCGCCGUGGGAACGGGCCUCAGGCAAUCUCCAUCGGUAAAAACUGUGACAAGUUUGGCAUAGUGGUUCACGAGCUGGGUCAUGUGAUUGGAUUCUGGCACGAGCACACACGGCCCGACCGGGACGAUCAUGUGACCAUCAACAGAGAAAACAUCCAGCCAGGUCAGGAGUAUAACUUCCUCAAGAUGGAGCCCGGAGAGGUGAACUCUCUUGGAGAGCCGUAUGACUUUGACAGCAUCAUGCAUUACGCCAGAAAUACCUUCUCCAGGGGAAUGUUUUUGGACACUAUCCUCCCCUCUCGUGAUGAGAACGGUGUACGGCCUGCUAUUGGCCAGAGAACAAGGCUCAGUAAAGGGGACAUUUCUCAGGCCAAAAAGCUCUACAGAUGCCCAGCAUGUGGUGAGACAUUGCAGGACUCAAUGGGGAACUUUUCAUCUCCUGGUUACCCAAACGGAUACCCUUCAUACACACACUGCGUCUGGAGGAUCUCCGUCACACCUGGGGAGAAGAUAGUGCUCAACUUCACCACGAUGGACCUGUACAAGAGCAGCCUGUGCUGGUACGACUACAUCGAGGUGCGGGAUGGAUACUGGAGGAAAGCUCCUUUGCUAGGCCGUUUUUGUGGUGAUAAGGUUCCAGAAAUGCUGAUCUCCACUGAGAGUCGGAUGUGGAUUGAGUUCCGCAGCAGCAGUAACUGGGUGGGAAAGGGCUUCGCUGCCGUUUAUGAAGCAAUUUGUGGAGGUGACAUCACUAAGGAUUCGGGCCAGAUUCAGUCUCCGAACUACCCUGACGACUACAGGCCGUCGAAGGAGUGCGUGUGGAGGAUCACUGUGUCUGAGGGCUACAACGUGGGCCUCAGCUUUCAGGCCUUCGAGAUCGAGAGGCAUGACAGCUGUGCUUACGACUACCUGGAGGUGCGUGAUGGCCUAUCUGAGAGCAGCCCUCUGAUUGGUCGAUUCUGCGGCUAUGACAAACCUGAGGACAUUCGCUCCACUUCCAACACACUUUGGAUGAAAUUCGUCUCAGAUGGAACUGUCAAUAAAGCCGGCUUCGCUGCCAACUUCUUUAAAGAGGAGGAUGAGUGUGUGAAGCCAGAUAAUGGAGGCUGUGAGCAGAGGUGUGUGAACACAUUGGGAAGCUUCAAGUGCGCAUGUGAUCCUGGAUAUGAACUGGCCCCGGACAAAAAAAGUUGUGAAGCUGCAUGUGGAGGUUUACUGUCUAAGCUGAAUGGGACGAUUACUACCCCAGGCUGGCCUAAAGAAUACCCUCCCAAUAAGAACUGUGUGUGGCAGGUGGUUGCCCCCACACAGUACCGCAUAUCCAUGCAGUUUGAAGCCUUCGAGCUGGAGGGGAACGAGGUGUGUAAGUACGACUUCGUGGAAGUGCGGAGCGGCUUGUCGUCGGACUCUAAGCUUCAUGGGAAAUAUUGUGGCACGGAGGUGCCUGAGGUCAUCACUUCCCAGUACAACAACAUGCGCAUCGAGUUCAAGUCAGACAACACCGUCUCCAAGAAAGGCUUCAAAGCUCACUUCUUUUCCGAUAAGGACGAGUGUUCUAAGGAUAACGGAGGAUGCCAGCAUGAGUGCAUCAACACCAUCGGCAGCUACGUGUGUCAGUGCCGCAACGGCUUUGUUCUGCAUGAGAACAAACAUGACUGCAAAGAAGCUGAGUGUGAGCACACAAUCCACAGCCCCAGCGGCACCAUCAGCAGCCCCAACUGGCCCGAUAAAUACCCCAGCAGGAAGGAAUGCACGUGGGACAUCACCGCUACGCCGGGUCACCGGGUCAAAAUUACAUUUAGUGAAUUCGAGAUCGAGCAGCAUCAGGAGUGUGCGUAUGAUCACCUGGAGGCCUUUGACGGUGACUCAGAUAAAGCGGCCAUUCUGAGCCGCCUUUGUGGCAGCAAGAUCCCGGAACCCCUCGUCUCCACUGGCAACAAGAUGUACCUUCGCUUUAUCUCUGAUGCCUCAGUGCAGCGCAAGGGCUUCCAGGCUACACACUCCACAGAGUGUGGAGGGAGGCUGAAAGCAGAGGCCAGGCAAAAGAACCUGUACUCUCAUGCCCAGUUUGGGGACAAUAACUACCCAGGACACACGGACUGCGAGUGGCUGAUCACGGCGGAGGCUGGUUACAGCAUCGAGCUGACCUUCACCACCUUUGAAGUAGAGGAAGAGGCCGACUGUGGCUACGACUACAUCGAGCUCUAUGAUGGCCAUGACACUUCAGCCCACAGACUUGGACGCUUCUGCGGCUCGGGGCCUCGUGAGGAGCUAUAUUCAGCUGGCGACGCUGUAUUGAUUCGUUUCCACAGUGACGACACCAUCAGCAAGAAAGGCUUCCACAUCCGCUACACCAGCACCAAGUUUCAGGAGGCGUUACAUAUGCACAAGUAAUGCUGUCACACGCACUCGCAUGCAAUCCCCCUGAAAGAAGGGGAACGCUGACAGAAGGACAGGAAAAAAAUGUCACCAAAGGAGAAGUCAAAUUCCCACACAUCAAUGAAUAACGUCAAGAGUAACGUCAGUCAAAGACUUUGCCACGUUUUCCUGCACUGGAUUUUUACCUCCUUGCAUUAUUACACGUCCAGCCACUUCUGAGACUGCUGUCCAUCAGACUCAAAGCUCCAAACAGAUUCCCUGAAACUCGGGGCAACUCCACCCAUUUUGCCACAGAGACGCUUGAUUGGACCGAGGUGGUCAUGCUGCUCUCUGAUUGGGCCAGUGCUGCAAACUCAUCCAUAUAUACUAUAAUAUCCACCUCCA
Messenger RNA from Colossoma macropomum (tambaqui), 4227 nucleotides. It is a transcript of the gene tll1, whose product is annotated as tolloid-like 1. The record is from RefSeq and is a predicted model, not a curated record. Gene Ontology annotation, biological process: proteolysis. The coding region runs from base 775 to 3858 and encodes 1027 amino acids. Lineage: Eukaryota; Metazoa; Chordata; Actinopteri; Characiformes; Serrasalmidae. Gene Ontology annotation, molecular function: calcium ion binding; zinc ion binding; metalloendopeptidase activity. The transcript is spliced from 22 exons.